Messenger RNA from Puntigrus tetrazona (Sumatra barb), 2141 nucleotides. It is a transcript of the gene mnmip1, whose product is annotated as SH3 domain containing 21. Gene Ontology annotation, molecular function: protein binding. The transcript has 17 exons. Bases 220 to 1731 code for a protein of 503 amino acids. Lineage: Eukaryota; Metazoa; Chordata; Actinopteri; Cypriniformes; Cyprinidae. The record is from RefSeq and is a predicted model, not a curated record.
UCUCUCUCCUUCUCAGGGUAUAACGUGUCUUGACUAGCUGAGAAUUUUUUUUUUCAACAACACUAAUAUGUAACUAGAAAGAAGGAGGUCCAACAAAGCUUUUCCUGUCUGUGGAUUGUGUAAUACCACUAAAUCAAGCAGGGAUUCCAUGACACUUUGAGAACUGAACAGAAUCUUCAUUGUCAGACUUGGUGCUCUAAACACGGCUUUCAAGGGGCCAUGGAGGUGCUUGUGCUUCUGGACUUUGAGGGGACGAGUCAAGAUGAGUUAACGGUGCAUGUUGGAGAUGUGGUGAAGAACGUCUCGAAGAGCAAAGAGGAAGGAUGGCUGGAAGGAGACCUGAGAGGAAAGAGAGGCAUGUUCCCUAGCAACUUUGUCAAGGAAGUGCCCAUUUACCUAAUAGGGGACAGCAACAGAGAGCCAAGAAGCAUGAGGAAAACGAAGAAACCGAAGGUACAGACGAGGAAAUGCGAGGUGGCUUUUCCCUACUCCGCCGCGCACGAGGACGAACUGGAGCUGGUUGUCGGGGAGACCGUCGAGAUCCUCAGAGAGAUUGAAGAUGGUUGGUGGAUGGGAAAGAAAAACAACCAAAUAGGAGCCUUUCCAUCCAAUUUUGUCAAGGAAAUUUUUGUUCCUUCAAAGGAUGCCAAGUCAACUGAAGUCAAAUCUAGGCCUAAACUCUCUGAAGCUGUCUUCAAUAAAGAGGGAAAAGUACAACAGAGAGCCAGUUUAAGGAAAAAAACAUCAAGUGUCAAGGAAUGCUGUCAGGUCAUGUUUGACUACACGGCUGUUGCCGAAGACGAGUUAAACCUGAAGAAGGGAGACGUCAUAGCAAUCAUCAACAAGUCCACUGAGGACGAUGGCUGGUGGGAGGGGGAACUGAACGGACGCAGGGGCUUUUUUCCUGAUAACUUCGUCAUGGUGAUCCCAGCGGAUGCUUUUCAUCCUGGAAAUGCAAGCCAGCCACCGGUGAGAAGUGGCUCUCAGAAAAACGCAGGGAACCAGAUGCCAGCAAUGGACCAGAACAGCUCUGACACAAACACAAAGACAGAGACUAAAAGUAAUCAUUCUGACCACAACUGUGACAAACCGGACUCUAAAGACUUUCGAAGUGAUCCGCCUGGUAAAAUUAAGUUGCCUGGUCUGCACAAACCACCCGUUCCACCACCACCAGUGAAGGAGAAGCCCAUAAAACUAGUACCAAAAAAUGAAGAGCCACAGCCUGUCUUUCCUAAACAACAGCCCCCAGCUUCACCAGUACAGAAAGAGGUUAAAGAGAAAGCCCCUGAUCAGUUUGAUAGUGUAGAUGUGUCCUCAGAGAAACUGAGCCAUCCCACAGCCAACAGAGCCAAACCUCCACAGAGAAGACCACCAACAGCCCUCACCUCCGCUGCACAAGUUCCAGCUGAAAUUGAAACUUCAGAAGAGAAAGAUGGAUUACCUCAAAAUAUUCCAGAGGGCACAGAACCUCAGUCAUCACCUUCCACCAAGACAGACCAGGUAGCCAAAACCACAUCUCCACCCAAGACCGAGAGCAAGGCUGUGGCUCAGGACGAGAACGCUUCCCUUGCCUCGGUACUGGCAGAACUCAAAGAUCUCCGCAUGGCCCUGAAUCUCCUCAAAACUCAGCACGAGAGAGACAUAAAGGAGCUGAAAGAUGAACUGAAGGAUGAGACAGAAAAACGAACAAGAUUACAGGAUGAGGUGGAGGCUCUGAGGAAAAGACAGUAGGAGUAUUUCACUACCCCAGUGAUUCUUCUCUGGGACAUGGACGGCAUGGAGGCUACAGAAUGACAAUGUCGGGGGAAUGGAAAUCCCGCACAUGUGACUGAUCGAUUGAUGAAAUCCUGGUUGAGUGGUCCAGAAGCCAGAGCUUAAUUCAGAAAGCAGAACUACAAAAGACUAAUGGCUUUCUCAUACACUGCUUAUCAGCUCAUUAGGUUUUGGGAGUCCAAGGCACUCCUUUCUUAAGACAUAUGUGUAAAUAUCAGAUAUCCAAUAUCUCAUGUUUUUUUAAUGAAAUUCAGGGAUAAUGUAAGGUCAUAUUUUAAGGUAUUAACCCACGUUCUAUUAAUAUAUUUCUGUUUUGUGGUUGUAUUCUGUAACAAAUCAAUAAAUUGUUCCACUUGUUUUUGCUUUGA